Molecule: messenger RNA, 1306 nt
Organism: Suricata suricatta (meerkat)
Lineage: Eukaryota; Metazoa; Chordata; Mammalia; Carnivora; Herpestidae
Product: C-type lectin domain family 2 member A-like
Exons: 4
Coding region: 584-913 (109 amino acids)
Source: RefSeq, a predicted model, not a curated record
UUCAAAAACCUCCCUCACUCCAUCUUUGGUCUUUGCUGAACACUCCAUGUACCCAAAAGCACCAAUCCUGUUGGCCAUAUCUCUGCCUUCUUCCGGUUUCACUGGCUCCUGCUUCAUCUUGGCCAGCUCCCGCCUUGUGUGCUCAUCAUUCCGAAGAUCCUUCUUGUUCCCAACCAGGAUGAUGGGCACGUUGGGACAGAAGUGCUUGACUUCCGGAGUCCAUUUUUCUGGGAUGUUUUCUAAAUCAUCAGGGCUGUCAAUGGAGAAACAUCAGUAUAACAUCAGUGUCCGGAUAGGAGAGAGGUCUCAAACGAUCAUAAUCUUCCUGCCCAGCUGUAUCCCACAACGCCAACUCUACCUGCUUUCCAUCCACUUCAAUAUCUGCCACAUAGUUCUCAAACACUGUGGGCACAUACACCUCUGGGAACUGGUCCUUGCUAAAGAUGAUGAGCAAGCAAGUCUUGCCACAGGCUCCAUAACCAACAAUCACCAAUUUCUUCCGGAUGGCAGCCAUGCUUACAAAUGUGCUGCAAGACCCACGGCCUGUGUGCCAGAAGUUCUACAAGUGCCUUGAACUUCUCCGAUGAAAGGCACUCAGGCGACAACUCACAAUCCAACCUCUCCACACCAAGGACGCCUGUCCGCGAGUCGCAAGCUCGGAGACUACGUUUGCAAGUGGAUAUGCCCUGGUGUCUUCAUCCUAUUCAUAGUGAUUAUUGCUGUACGAGAAGUUCAAAAUCAUUCAAAAUAUUCCCAAAGGAUGGUAUGUGCAGAUGAAUGGAUUGGAGUAAGAAAGAAGUGUUUCUAUUUUUCCAGUGAUACCAAAAAUUGGAUGGCCAGCACAAGAUUUUGCAGUGCACAGCGAUCAGAACUUGCUCAUUUUGAUACACAAGAGGAUAUGGUUUCAAAUUAGUGGGAAUGGAUCCUUUGCUUUUCUGAAUGCUGACGGAGUCCGUAGGGACUAGGGGACUUAUUGAUAUCAAGUGGAUUUGCAGCAAACGUAUAUUUUAAUAAAGCAAAGAACUGGAAAAUGACUGAGGGAAAUCUAAUAGCUAUGUCCUGGUUUAGGAGAUUAUUGGGAAUGCACUACAAAGCAGAACACUGCAUUCUGGCUAUGAUGAAAACAGCUUAUCUAGUUAAUGUGUAUCUAAGGGUUAAGUUCUGCCUAUGCUCAUAUAUUCCUUAGAUCAUGUUAUUUCAGGAAAUAUAUUAUCAUGUCUUAACUUGUUUCCUGCAUGUUUUUGGUAUGUUCUUUCUGGCAUGUAGCCCAUUGACGUAUUGCACAUUGUUUUCCUGAAUGCUUAAC